This is a messenger RNA of Aspergillus pseudonomiae, 1449 nucleotides long. RefSeq names its product putative integral membrane protein. NCBI's taxonomy places the organism in Eukaryota, Fungi, Ascomycota, Eurotiomycetes, Eurotiales, Aspergillaceae. The record is from RefSeq and is a predicted model, not a curated record. The transcript has 6 exons. The coding region runs from base 143 to 1270 and encodes 375 amino acids.
UUUACGGAGCGUUCUCCUGCCCCCUCUCGUACUAGAACCUUAGCUCCUAUUUCUUUAAUACCCUGUCUUAAUCUCAGGCUUAAACCUUGUCUAGUCCGUUGCACUCACUGCAAAAGCCGACCCAUGGUGCCCGUCACCCAAGAUGGCUCUUGGACAGCUCUUUGAACGAGACGAUGCCAAUUCUAUUGACAGGACAGUGCAAAAAUGGAACACAGUAACCCAGUCACUAUGCAUCGCUGCAAUGACUCUGUUCUUCCUACUGCGUGUAUACACCCGGGUCUUCCUUCUCAAUGGCUUUAACAAAGAAGACUGGACCUGUCUAGGUGCUUGGCUCCUUGGAAUCAGCUACUCUGUCAUUGCGCUCAUCAUGGGCGCACAUGGAGGGGGUCUGCACAUUGACGAUGUAUCCCCGGAGGACCAGAUUGUCUUCCAAAAAACCGUCUACGUAACCAUGGUGAUGUACGGACCAACCGCAUACCUGACCAAAGUCUCGCUCCUGUGGAUCAUGACCCGAGUGUUCAGCCCAUUCCGCAAAGCCGUGACCUUCAUCUACAUCUUCCUUGGUAUCAUGUUGGCCUACUACAUUCCCGCCGUGAUUGUCAAGAUCCGAAUCUGCGACCCGAUCUCCAAAUUCUGGACACCAGAUCAGCCAGGCUCAUGUCUCAAUCAGCGUGCCAUCAUCAUGGCCGACGCGGUCGUCAGCGUGGUCAGCGACCUCAUCAUCCUCCUUGUUCCGCUACCGUUAACCCUGGGUCUGCAACUCCCAACGAAGAAGAAGAUGCGAGUCAUGGGUAUUCUCGGUGCAGGAGGUCUCGCCGUUGCAUCGAGCAUCAUUCGACUUAUAUUGAUCGUUUACACGGGCCAGUCGAAGGAUGGCACCAUGGCAUUCAUGCGGAUUAACAUGUUCGGAAAUGCCGAAAUCGCCAUCGGCGUCAUCUGCGCCUGUCUCCCUGCCCUCUCCGCGAUCCUCUCCCGCGUCUACCACGAAUACUCCAGCAACAAAGCCACCGGUGGGACCUCGGGCCACGAGCUAAGCAAGAUGAAAAACCAAAGCCGUAGCUUGAAAACCGACAAAAGCCGAAGCCGCAUGAGUUAUCUGGAGACGACGACCUCGGACCAGGACGUUCUGAUGCAUAAUGCGCAAAGCGAGCCGAAGGUUGAAACGACCGUUCACGGGGACCGCAAUUACUAUGGAGGAGAGAACCCUGGUGGAUCGCUCGCCAUCUUCAAGACGGUCGAUGUUGAGACUUCCGUGUCGAGGCGGGAGUGAGGCUUUUUCCUUGUCUGGAUUAUGAGGAUGAAAAAGUUGUGAGCGUAUUGGGCGUAUCUGGGUUUGCUACUUUGUUAGAGAUUCGAUGGCUUGGUUUUCCAGGCGUUUACGAUAUUUACUGUAAUGAUCUGGUAUAUGUACUAUAUCUAGUUAAUUUAAUGAUAUUGGAUACCCAUGUA